UCGCGACAAGUCAUCCUCCUCGUGUCGUGUCAAGCCGAGUUGCGUCAUGGUGUCCUUCAAGAUCAGCGUGCCCAGUACAUCCGCCAACAUCGGCCCGGGCUUUGAUGUACUCGGAUUAUCCAUGUCGCUCUAUCUCGAGCUCGAGGUUUCCCUGCCGGCCAACGCAGACUCCAGCAGCUCACCGCUCGAAGCUUCUAAGCGAGCACAGUGCAGCUAUGCUCAGGUCGAGCUCACUUAUUCCGGCGAAGGAGCAACAGAGGCCCCUUUGGAUCCGUACAAAAACCUGAUCACUCGCGUUGCGCUCUACGUCUUGCGGUGUCACGACUAUACCUCCUUUCCUUACACGACGACCGGUUCGGAGAACAGAGCUGGAGAGGCAUGCAUCAGCAUACAUGUGACGAACAGCGUCCCCUUCGGUCGAGGGUUAGGCUCCUCAGGCGCGGCCGUCAUUGCAGGCGUUUUGCUCGCAGACAGACUCGGCAGACUGGGCUUGAGCGAUUCCAGGCGACUCGAUUUCGCACUCAUGGUCGAACGCCAUCCCGAUAACGUCGCUGCCGCUCUCCUCGGCGGUUUCGUGGCGUCAUACUUGCGAGAAUUGCCGCCGGAGGACCUCAAAGCAGCCUCGAUACCAUUGGCAGAAGUACUUCCCGAAUACCCGCCAGAAGCAGACGAGAACUGGGGCAGAGAUCCUCCUGUGCCGCCCGUCGGUAUCGGUCAUUGGGUCAAGCUGGCCUGGUCCCCAAAAGUCAAAGCUAUCGCAGUCAUACCCGCUUUCGAAGUCUCGACAGCCAAAGCACGCGCAGCUCUACAGCCUGCCUAUGCUCUCAAAGAUUGUGUCUUCAAUCUGCAGCGGUUAGCCGUGUUGACGCAAGCGCUCGGCCAGCAAAAUCCCGACCCAGAUCUCAUCUUCCAGGCCAUGCAAGAUAGACUGCAUCAGCCGUACAGAAAGCAUUUGAUACCCGCGUUGCCGACAGUAUUGAGCUCGUUCAGCCCCACAAGUCAUCCGGGUCUACUGGGCAUAUGUCUGUCCGGCGCAGGUCCCACCAUUCUCGCCCUCGCGACGCAGAACUUUGAGCAGAUUGCGCAGUCCGUUUGCGAGAUCUUCCAGGCCGAAGGCGGCAUUCACUGCCGCUGGCUGGUGCUGGACGCUACAACCCAAGGCGGCACAAUAGAAGAACAUCUGUGAACAUGCACAACCGCAUAUGCUCGAACAGAAACCCCGCGCGAGCAUCGCACGGGCAUACGCAGCAUCACGAAAGUAUCGCGAUGCUGCCUGUCCACAGCUCUGGCACGGGAUGCAAUCAUAGAGUAACAAUACCCGACACUAAGGGAGAUGAUCGCCCCUCAGUCUGGCCUCC
Messenger RNA from Mixia osmundae IAM 14324, 1358 nucleotides. RefSeq lists its product as uncharacterized. The transcript has 4 exons. Gene Ontology annotation, molecular function: ATP binding; homoserine kinase activity. Lineage: Eukaryota; Fungi; Basidiomycota; Mixiomycetes; Mixiales; Mixiaceae. The record is from RefSeq and is a predicted model, not a curated record. Bases 47 to 1186 code for a protein of 379 amino acids. Gene Ontology annotation, biological process: L-threonine metabolic process.